UUUCCCGGCAACUACAGCCCGCAUAUAUCAAGAAUAACAGUGUACGGCGGCGAAACCAGUAGCAAUUUAGACCGCCGCGUUUUGACUCGAUCAGUGUCGUCUCUCUUCACUUUGCGACGGUCAUGGAGGGCACCUCUUACCUACCGUCUGAUCCCAAUCAAAGGCCCAGCGGCGCUUCUAAGUUCCUCGCCAAUCUUCCCUCUCGCGGGCUCUUCUCCUCCUCUGUCCUCUCCUCCAAUCUGGGUGGAAUGCGCGUCUACAUUUGUGAGCACAACACCUCAUCUCCAGAGGAUCAGAAAAUUGAGACAAACCAACAAAACAUACUCAUUAGAUCACUUUUGCUCAAUGGAAAAAAGGGUGAUUCCAGUUCCAAGGAUGUAAAGCUUGCAUCUGACGACCAUAGAAAGAGGACUGUUGAAAGAGCUAUGGAUACCAGGGCUUCAGCGAAGAAAGCAAAAACUAACAUUUCUCAACCAGAGGGAUCAAAUGGAUGUGCAGGUGAAAUUUACUUACGCACUCUGACUGUAGAUAGGCUCCGUGCCCUUCUUAAGGAAAAAGGUCUUUCACCUAAAGGGAAAAAGGAUGAGCUGAUUCAACGCUUAAAAAGUGUAAAUGACUAAAGAGUGUUUAUGUGGGUGAGCUCUGCAUGUGUCAAAUCAAGAAGCAAGCAAAGCAGGAUUUUUGUUAGGAUGAGGCCCAAACAAGAAGGGUUAUGAUAUGAUAAUUGAUAAGUGCCUUUAUGCGGAGUAAUUUAAGUAUUAUAGGGAGAGAAAACACUUCGAUCUUGAAGCUUACAUUUUGUUUCUGUAUUACAGAUACUACUUUUUAUAUUUUGCUUUGAUUUUGAAGUUGUAUGUGAAGUAGCACUAUGGCUUUUUACUAUUAUUAUGCAUACCCUUUUUUCUGGUCCCCCACUAUUAUGCAUAAUUUACUAUGGCCGGUUUCUUAUAAAAAACAUAUCAAUUC
This is a messenger RNA of Rubroshorea leprosula, 966 nucleotides long. NCBI's taxonomy places the organism in Eukaryota, Viridiplantae, Streptophyta, Magnoliopsida, Malvales, Dipterocarpaceae. The record is from the annotation of a GenBank genome assembly.